Molecule: messenger RNA, 1711 nt
Organism: Spinacia oleracea (spinach)
Lineage: Eukaryota; Viridiplantae; Streptophyta; Magnoliopsida; Caryophyllales; Amaranthaceae
Product: glucan endo-1,3-beta-glucosidase 8-like
Exons: 3
Coding region: 157-1599 (480 amino acids)
Biological process (GO): carbohydrate metabolic process
Molecular function (GO): hydrolase activity, hydrolyzing O-glycosyl compounds
Source: RefSeq, a predicted model, not a curated record
CCCAACCCAUAGAUUCUUUCUCCAUUUUAGUCAAAACAUUUGUUUCCUCUAUAUUCUCCUUGACAACUAGAUUUCUCCUCUUUCUGCAAAUCCAAUAUUUUUUUUAAUAGUUGGACUUUAUAGACCUCAAGCCUUGUCUCACACCAUCGACGUACCAUGGCUCGAGCCACGGUCCAAUGGCUAUGGACCUUGUUUAUUGUAGUGGCUAUGGGCAAUGGUGCUAAUGGUAAUAACAAUAUAGGGGUAAAUUGGGGAAACAUGGCAUCACAACCACUACCACCACCCAACGUGGUUGGCAUGUUGAAAGACAAUGGCCUAAACAAGGUGAAGCUUUUCGAUGCCGAUUCGUCUACCCUUAAUGCUUUGGCUGGGACUGGGAUUGAAGUCAUGGUUGCCAUCCCUAAUGACAUGCUUAGUCGAAUGAACACGUAUAGACAUGCUAAAGAUUGGGUUAAGAAGAAUGUUACCAAGCAUCUUUACAAUGGAGGAGUUAACAUAAGGUAUGUAGCUGUUGGCAAUGAGCCACUUUUAGCAAGUUACAAUGAUAGUUUCAAGCAAAUAACACUCCCAGCCCUACAAAACAUUGCGAAAGCCCUUGAAGGAGCAGGUCAUGGAGACAUUAAGGUCUCUGUUCCCCUCAAUGCAGACGUGUAUGAAUCAUCCUCAACUGUGCCUUCAAGUGGUGAUUUUCGAGGAGAUGUAAAGGAUCUCAUGCUAGACAUUGUGGCCUUCCUUAAGGAGAAGGGCUCGCCAUUUAUCGUCAACAUAUAUCCUUUCCUUAGUCUCUACCAAAACCCGAAUUUUCCCGAAGAUUUUGCUUUCUUUGAUGGAAAUGGUAAAAGUAUAACUGACAAUAGCCGCACUUACAAUAACGUUUUUGAUGCUAACUUUGACACGCUUGUUUGGGCAUUGAAGAAGAAUGGUUAUGGAGAUUUGAAGAUUGUUAUUGGGGAAAUUGGAUGGCCUACUGAUGGACAUAUCAAAGCUAAUAAUAAGUAUGCAAAGAAAUUCUAUGAUGGUUUGCUAAAGAAGUUGGCUGCUAAUAAGGGCACCCCUAUGCGCUCAGGGCCGUUAGAGGCUUACCUCUUUGGGUUGCUUGAUGAGAACACUAAAAGCAUAGACCCAGGCGACUUCGAGAGACAUUGGGGGAUAUUUCGUUAUGACGGGCAACCUAAGUUUCCGAUGGACCUUAACGGCAAGGACAAUACCAAGAAGUUGAUAGGUGCUAAGGGGGUGCAGUACAUGGAGUCUAAAUGGUGCAUCUUCAACACAAAUGCAACAAACCAAGAUAACAUAUCAGCGUCUGUAGACUAUGCAUGCUCAAUGUCGGAUUGCACUUCUCUAGGUUACGGUUCCUCGUGCAAUGACCUUGAUGUUAAUGGUAACAUCUCAUAUGCCUACAAUAUGUACUUCCAGAUGAAUGAACAGAGUGUUGAAGCUUGCGAUUUCGACGGCCUUGCUACCAUCACCUCCAACAAUGCCUCCCAACCAGGGUGUCUAUUUCCUAUAGAGGUUGUGAGUUCUGCAAUAAAGCAUAACAUUGUUCCAACACAUGUUGUUCUUUUGAGUUUCAUGCUUAUGUUGUUGGUGUUGUUGUAAGGUAAAACGAGUUAGAGAUGGUCUUGAAUAUUGAGGUAAUUUUGUCUCAUCAUAUUUUCUUGUACAACUAAUUUGUCAUAUGUAUACAAAUUUGACAUGUUAAUUUGGUGCC